Messenger RNA from Carya illinoinensis, 510 nucleotides. RefSeq lists its product as uncharacterized. The record is from RefSeq and is a predicted model, not a curated record. The transcript is spliced from 2 exons. Gene Ontology annotation, molecular function: proton transmembrane transporter activity. Gene Ontology annotation, biological process: proton transmembrane transport; proton motive force-driven ATP synthesis. The coding region runs from base 1 to 510 and encodes 169 amino acids. NCBI's taxonomy places the organism in Eukaryota, Viridiplantae, Streptophyta, Magnoliopsida, Fagales, Juglandaceae.
AUGAAUCCACUGAUUUCUGCCGCUUCCGUUAUUGCUGAUGGGUUGGCCGUCGGUCUUGCUUCUAUUGGACCUGGGGUUGGUCAAGGUACUGCUGCGGGCCAAGCUGUAGAAGGGAUCGCGAGACAGCCCGAGGCGGAGGGAAAAAUACGAGCAUUGAGUUGUAUGUUGAGAGCAGCUGUUAAUGGAGGCUUCCUUGCUGGAUUUUCUGUGGGAGGUGUUAAUAUAUCUCACCUUCUAUUUGAUGAUGACAUGCUACUUUUUUGUGAGCCGGAUGGUGAUCAUAUGCAGUACUUGAGGGCUGUCUUACUUUGCUUUGAAGCUGUUUCAGGCCUGAAGGUAAAUCUCUCGAACUUUGAAAUGGUUCUUGUCGGUGGUGUAAACAAUAUUCAGGGCUUGGCGAAUAUCUUGGGUUGGAAGGUUGCUUCACUGCCCUUGAAAUACCUUGGUCUUCUACUGGGACCUUCUUUCAAGAAAAAAUCUAUUUGGGAUAGGGUGUUGGAAAAAAAUUGA